UCAGAUUCAAAGUGAUAUUCAAAAGGUUUAGUGCGUGUUUGUCUAAUAAAAUUUUAAUUCUAUAAAAUAAAAAAAAUAAAGCAGUCUUCCUUUUUUAAUUAAAUAAAUUAAGAAAAAAAGCAGAGAAAAUAUUCUUUAUAGUUUUCCUAUAAAAAAAAAUAUAGAAAGAACAUAAGUGAAAAAUAAAACGUGUUGAACAUAAAUAAUUUAAUUUAAAAAUGGCUUCAAGUUCAAAUAACUUAAAUAAUUCAGUGGUAGCUCAAGAUAAUGCACAGGAGAAGGAUACACAAAGUCUCCUGCCGCAUUUGGAAUCACUUGAACGCAUGAUGAAUUUGCCAAUGGUUGGAGCUGCAUGGCAACAAUCUCAAGACGUUUAUGGCAAAGUUAAAGGAAACAAUCGUCUCUUUAACUGGGCCUUGAGCACUGCCGAGGAUUGUGUAACACGUGCCGUUACCAUUACCUCACCAAUUGUCUCCGCAUUCGAUCGUCCAAUUCAAUAUGUCGACCAGACUUUAGUCAAGGGUAUUGAUAAGCUUGAAGUUAAAGCUCCAAUCAUCAAAGAUACACCCACCGAAAUUUAUAAUCAAGCUAAGACCAAAGUCAUCGAUGCAGUUCAUCCACAUAUUGAAAAAGUUGUUAAACUCAAAUCAGCUGGACAACAAAAGGCUUCAUCGCUGAAAGAUUUGGCCUGGCAAAAGGCUAAUGAAGUUUUGGCAACACAAUACGGAUCGUUGGCUGUGAAUGGUGUCGAUAGUACAACUGCCCUUGCCGAAAGGUUACUCGAAUACUAUUUCCCAAACAAAGGCAAUGAAGUUGAGGAAGAAAAUGAUAAGAAACAAGUUGCAAUUAUGAACGCUCGCAAUCUUAAAGCCAAUGAUAUGCCAAUAUCCGCCAACGAGGACCCGGUAUUACACACAGUCCAGACAGUCGGCCGCCUAUCAAACAAGAUUUCCCGCCGCGUCUAUAGCACCGUCUCCUCGCAAAUCAAGCAUAUGAAGAAGGAGAAUGUCAACGAUUACAUUGCCUCAUUGAUUGCUGCCUUAAGACUAACGCAAUAUAUUAAUUUUAUUAAUUCCUCCAUUGGAAAUCAAAUCGAAAGUAGUUCGCAAACAACGGCGGCAGUGCCAGUGGAAAAUUAAAACAACAACAAAAAUUAAAUUAAAUUAUUUAAUAUAAAUUAUUUUUAAAAUACAUAAUAAAAUUAUACAAAUAAAAAAAAAUAAUAACUAAUUUUAAAAAAAUUCCAAUAAGUAAUGAUAUUUUUGCAUUUUUCAUAAUAUUUUUAGAAUAAAUUAUCAUUUAUUAUGUUAUUUUUCUUUUAAUUUUCAUUUUUCUUUUUAAAUUAAUAAUUUUAAAUCCCUUUUUCUUUGUACAUAAUUAACUUGCACAAAUUAUUAUUAUUAUUUUUAUUAUUUUAUGUUUUCUAUCUUUCUUCUUCAUUAUUAUGCAUGUAUUGUAUUUAAAAAAAAAAGAAAACAAACAAAUCAAAAAUAUUAUUAAAUACAAAAUUAUUUGUAAUAAACAUUUAGCAGUGCUAAAUAAUCAAAAUUAUGACGUUUGUUUUUCUUUUUGUUUUGUUUGUCUCACUUCAGCUAAACAAAAUGAUAUGAGCAAAGAAUUUGUUUAAAAUUACGCACAUGAGUAAGAUAUAAAAUUACCUAUUAUUAUUAAUAAUAAAAAUAUAAUACCUUCAUUGCAUAGCAUAAACAAAUAGUAAGCCGAAAAAUAAUCUAUUACUAUAUUUAAAUAAAGAUAUUCUAAAAUGAAAAGUGAA
Messenger RNA from Eupeodes corollae, 1774 nucleotides. It is a transcript of the gene Lsd-2, whose product is annotated as lipid storage droplets surface-binding protein 2. Bases 219 to 1139 code for a protein of 306 amino acids. Gene Ontology annotation, biological process: positive regulation of triglyceride storage; lipid storage. The record is from RefSeq and is a predicted model, not a curated record. Lineage: Eukaryota; Metazoa; Arthropoda; Insecta; Diptera; Syrphidae. The transcript is spliced from 4 exons. Gene Ontology annotation, cellular component: cytosol; lipid droplet.